Acanthocheilonema viteae is the source of this 564-nucleotide messenger RNA. Lineage: Eukaryota; Metazoa; Nematoda; Chromadorea; Rhabditida; Onchocercidae. The record is from the annotation of a GenBank genome assembly.
AUGUCGGCCAUGGAAGCGACGUGUUCAAAGAAACUUUGGCAAAUUGUUUCCGUGUUGAGGUGCCGCAAUUCUAGUAUCAGCCAUCUACAUGUGUAUGGGACGACUGCUGGUCCAAGAGAUGAAGUGAUGCACAAAGUUAUUGAAGAAGUGAAAGAGAAUGAUGAAGUUAUGGUUCUACGUAUAAAUUGUUACGUGAAUCACAGAUCUCACAAAUUGUUUUGUCAAGGCCUAUAUAAUUUGCUGCCACAUUCAAAAUCUGGAAAAAAGGUGGAAAAUCUGGAAAGUGUAUUUGAAGAGUGCAAAGCAGAAUUGGAAUAUGUGAAGUCGGUUGUUAUGGUUGUCAUUCUGAAUAAUGCCGAAAUGUUGCUUAACUUUCCACCGAGCUUUUUGCAAGCACUCUUUUCCAUCCCUAAAAAGUAUGGUGGCACGAUCAAAUUAGUGUCAGUUGCUCGAUUACCGUGGACACGGUUUGAAAUUACUGAACAUAUAUCAUCACCUGUGCAAUUUGCUUUUGAAGCGUUGUCGAAAGGUAUGUUGUACGAUUUGACUAAUUUCUACAUAUAA